CCAGCCAUACCACCACCCAGCACCAGAGCAUCUUCCUGUGGUCGGUCCUCGCUCUCCGUCCCACCAGGAUCCGUGGCGAGUGGGGGCCGCGGCAGCUGCGUCCCCAUGAGGAGGGGAGGAAGAUGCCGGCUGAGCUGCUGCUGCUGCUGAUUGUUGCCUUUGCCAGCCCCAGCUGCCAGGUGCUCUCAUCACUGCGCAUGGCUGCAAUCCUGGACGACCAGACAGUGUGUGGCCGUGGUGAACGUCUGGCCCUGGCCCUGGCCCGGGAGCAGAUCAACGGGAUCAUCGAGGUCCCAGCCAAGGCCCGAGUGGAAGUAGACAUCUUUGAGCUGCAGCGGGACAGCCAGUACGAGACCACGGACACCAUGUGUCAGAUCCUGCCCAAGGGGGUCGUGUCUGUCCUGGGGCCCUCCUCCAGCCCUGCAUCAGCCUCCACCGUGAGCCAUAUCUGUGGGGAGAAGGAGAUCCCCCACAUCAAGGUGGGUCCCGAGGAGACACCGCGCCUGCAGUACCUUCGCUUCGCAUCCGUCAGCCUGUACCCCAGUAACGAGGACGUCAGCCUGGCAGUCUCCCGAAUCCUCAAGUCCUUCAACUAUCCCUCGGCCAGCCUCAUCUGCGCCAAGGCUGAGUGCCUGCUGCGAUUGGAGGAACUGGUGCGUGGCUUCCUCAUCUCCAAGGAGACGCUGUCAGUGAGGAUGCUGGAUGAUAGCCGGGACCCCACGCCGCUGCUCAAGGAGAUCCGUGACGACAAGGUGUCCACCAUCAUCAUUGACGCCAAUGCGUCCAUCUCCCACCUCAUCCUCCGUAAGGCCUCGGAGCUGGGAAUGACCUCAGCGUUUUACAAGUACAUCCUCACCACCAUGGACUUCCCCAUCCUGCACCUGGACGGUAUCGUGGAGGACUCCUCCAACAUCCUGGGCUUCUCCAUGUUCAACACCUCGCACCCCUUCUACCCCGAGUUUGUGCGCAGCCUCAACAUGUCUUGGAGGGAGAACUGCGAAGUCAGCACUUACCCGGGCCCCGCGGUGAGCGCCCUUGUAGAGUAUGAUGGGCUGACUGGGCGAGUCGAGUUCAACAGCAAAGGGCAGAGGACCAACUACACCCUGCGCAUCCUAGAGAAGUCCCGGCACGGCCACCGCGAGAUUGGGGUAUGGUACUCUAACCGGACCCUGGCCAUGAAUGCCACCACCCUGGACAUCAACCUGUCGCAGACACUGGCCAACAAGACACUGGUGGUCACAACCAUCCUGGAGAACCCGUACGUCAUGCGCCGGCCCAACUUCCAGGCCCUGUCAGGGAAUGAGCGCUUCGAGGGCUUCUGUGUGGACAUGCUGCGGGAGCUGGCCGAGCUGCUGCGCUUCCGAUACCGCCUGCGGUUGGUGGAGGACGGGCUGUAUGGGGCACCCGAGCCCAAUGGCUCCUGGACGGGCAUGGUCGGCGAGCUCAUCAACCGGCAGAAGGCAGACCUGGCUGUGGCUGCAUUCACCAUCACCGCUGAGCGGGAGAAGGUCAUCGACUUCUCCAAACCCUUCAUGACCCUGGGGAUCAGCAUCCUCUACCGAGUGCACAUGGGCCGCAAGCCUGGCUACUUCUCCUUCCUGGACCCCUUCUCCCCUGCUGUGUGGCUCUUCAUGCUGCUUGCCUACCUGGCCGUCAGCUGCAUCCUGUUCCUGGCUGCCAGGCUGAGCCCCUACGAGUGGUAUAACCCACACCCGUGCCUGCGGGCGCGCCCCCACAUCCUGGAGAACCAGUACACACUGGGCAACAGCCUCUGGUUCCCCGUGGGGGGCUUCAUGCAGCAGGGCUCGGAGAUCAUGCCCCGGGCGCUGUCCACGCGCUGUGUCAGCGGAGUCUGGUGGGCCUUUACCUUGAUCAUCAUCUCCUCCUACACGGCCAACCUGGCCGCCUUCCUCACCGUGCAGCGCAUGGAGGUGCCUGUGGAGUCAGCUGACGACCUGGCAGACCAGACCAACAUUGAGUACGGCACCAUCCACGCUGGCUCCACCAUGACCUUCUUCCAGAAUUCACGGUAUCAGACGUACCAGCGUAUGUGGAACUACAUGCAGUCAAAGCAGCCCAGUGUGUUCGUCAAGAGCACAGAGGAGGGCAUCGCCCGUGUCCUCAACUCCCGCUACGCCUUCCUGCUUGAGUCCACCAUGAAUGAGUACCACCGGCGCCUCAACUGCAACCUCACCCAGAUCGGGGGCCUCCUCGACACCAAGGGCUACGGCAUCGGCAUGCCGCUGGGCUCCCCGUUCCGGGAUGAGAUCACGCUGGCCAUCCUGCAGCUUCAGGAGAACAAUCGGCUGGAGAUCCUGAAGCGCAAGUGGUGGGAGGGGAGCCGGUGCCCCAAGGAGGAGGACCAUCGAGCUAAAGGUUUGGGCAUGGAGAACAUCGGCGGCAUUUUUGUCGUGCUCAUCUGUGGCCUCAUCAUUGCUGUCUUCGUGGCAGUCAUGGAAUUCAUAUGGUCCACGCGGAGGUCGGCAGAGUCUGAAGAGGUGUCGGUGUGCCAGGAGAUGCUGCAGGAGCUGCGGCACGCGGUGUCCUGCCGCAAGACGUCGCGUUCCCGCCGGCGCCGGCGCCCGGGCGGCCCGAGCCGGGCCCUGCUGUCGCUGCGCGCCGUCCGCGAGAUGCGCCUCAGCAACGGCAAGCUCUACUCGGCCGGCGCAGGCGGGCGGGCGAGGGACAGGACUUGUGCCCCGGCGCGCCGGACGCCGCGUUUUUGCCUUCGGUUCCCGGUGAAGUCCGAGGUCCGGCUCCGGAGCCUGCCUGCGCCCCCUAGUGGGCUUGCCGUGGCGCCGCCACUUUGCGGAGGCUGGGGGGCGGAGAGGACAGCUGCAGUACCGGGGGCGGGGCCACGGGCCAUCCAUCAGGACGGCGGCGCCCCUGAUUGGCCGGCGCCGGCCCCCCCGCGGGCGCAGGCAUAUGAGGAGGCGGAGGCGGCGGCCGCCGCAGACUGUGCGGUAGGGCUGCCAGACCGACGGACGGACGCGCGCACCGAGGCGCGGGCGCUGCAGAGGCCCCCAGCUCCAGCCUGCGCCUGA
Messenger RNA from Ceratotherium simum simum (southern white rhinoceros), 3044 nucleotides. NCBI's taxonomy places the organism in Eukaryota, Metazoa, Chordata, Mammalia, Perissodactyla, Rhinocerotidae. The record is from RefSeq and is a predicted model, not a curated record.